Formica exsecta is the source of this 1181-nucleotide messenger RNA. RefSeq names its product cyclin-dependent kinase 2-like. NCBI's taxonomy places the organism in Eukaryota, Metazoa, Arthropoda, Insecta, Hymenoptera, Formicidae. The coding region runs from base 125 to 1024 and encodes 299 amino acids. The record is from RefSeq and is a predicted model, not a curated record. Gene Ontology annotation, molecular function: ATP binding; cyclin binding; cyclin-dependent protein serine/threonine kinase activity. Gene Ontology annotation, biological process: G1/S transition of mitotic cell cycle; regulation of G2/M transition of mitotic cell cycle; protein phosphorylation. The transcript is spliced from 5 exons. Gene Ontology annotation, cellular component: cyclin-dependent protein kinase holoenzyme complex; cytoplasm; nucleus.
GGAGAGACGCACAUCAACGACGGCGUCGACGACGGAAUUGUUAAGGGAAGGCGCGACGGCCCUGGCCGGAGAGGAGCAGCGUCCACGAGCUCGCAACGAGGACGAGCGCGGCAACGGUGAGGUUAUGGACAACUUCGUGAAGAUCGAGAAGAUAGGGGAGGGAACGUAUGGAGUUGUCUAUAAGGCCAGGGACAAGCUCACCGGGAAGCUGGUGGCGCUCAAGAAGAUUCGAUUAGAGACGGAAAGAGAAGGCGUCCCGUCUACCGCUAUACGAGAGAUAUCGUUAUUGAAAGACCUCGCACAUCCAAACAUCAUACAAUUGUUCGAUGUCGUAGACGGUAACAACCAUCUAUACCUCGUUUUUGAAUUUCUGCAGCAGGAUCUCAAAAAGUUGCUUGACUCCGUUAAAGGAGGUUUAGAACCAGCGCUCGUCAAGAGUUAUCUCUACCAAUUAUUGAAAGCAAUUUCGUUUUGUCAUCUCCGUUGUAUAUUGCACAGAGAUUUAAAACCGCAGAAUCUAUUGAUAGAUCGAGAAGGUCAUAUAAAAUUGGCCGAUUUCGGAUUAGCCAGAAUGAUCGGCGUUCCCGUGCGAACUUAUACGCACGAGGUUGUCACGCUUUGGUAUCGGGCACCGGAAGUGCUUUUAGGAACCAAAUUGUACACUUGCGCGCUGGAUAUAUGGAGUCUUGGCUGUAUAUUCGCCGAAAUGGCAACUAGGAGAGCUCUAUUUCCCGGCGACUCCGAGAUAGAUCAAUUGUUUAGGAUAUUUCGCAUGCUCGGUACGCCAGACGAAACAAUCUGGCCAGGAGUGACUCAGCUUCCGGAUUAUACAUCCAGAUUUCCGAGAUGGGAUGCGAAUAAUUUAGGCGACGUUUUGCCCACUUUCGAUGACGAUGCCAAAGAUUUAAUUUCAAAUAUGCUGACAUACGAUCCUAAUCAGAGGAUAACGGCAAGAAAAGGAUUGAGUCAUCCUUAUUUCGUUGGAGUUAAAUUAAUUCCACCUCCACUGCCAAAGAAAAACUGACAUAGGUUUAUGACCAACUGACGUGUACUGUAUUUACAUAGGUUUUUAUAUAAAACUCGAUUAAACGCAAAAUAAUUUUGCAAGGAGAUAACUUUGUACUGCAAGUGUGUUCAAUUAUAUAUGAAACGAUAUAGUUUAAAUAUAUAUAUAUAUAUUU